Rotaria sordida is the source of this 204-nucleotide messenger RNA. Lineage: Eukaryota; Metazoa; Rotifera; Eurotatoria; Philodinida; Philodinidae. The record is from the annotation of a GenBank genome assembly.
AUGUUGGAAGAAAAUUCUUCUGGUCAACCAAGAUUACCAUUAAAGGAUGUACUGGUCGAACUUCAAGAAAAAAUUGUGAAUUUAAAUGGUAAUCCAAAUCUUAAUCUUUAUAGAAUUGUAUCGAAUAAUCCAAUUCGACUUUCAUCUUGGAUUGAUUUUGCUUAUUCAAUUCGACGCGAUUGUACAACAUCUCGACAACUUUGA